Messenger RNA from Homalodisca vitripennis (glassy-winged sharpshooter), 549 nucleotides. Its product is annotated as gustatory receptor 23a-like. The coding region runs from base 1 to 549 and encodes 182 amino acids. Gene Ontology annotation, cellular component: membrane; axon; neuronal cell body. The transcript has a single exon. The record is from RefSeq and is a predicted model, not a curated record. Gene Ontology annotation, biological process: sensory perception of taste. NCBI's taxonomy places the organism in Eukaryota, Metazoa, Arthropoda, Insecta, Hemiptera, Cicadellidae.
AUGCGUGGACGCCAGAACCUGCAGCACAGCAAUCAGAGUCACAGACAAGACGGUAGAUCUAGUACUAAAAUAAAAUCUUUUAUGAACGCCUACCAGACGCUACCUGAUGCUGUAGGCCAAGCGAAUGCCUUCUACUCUGACGUCCUAUUGAGUCUAAUAUUCUGUAAGUUUGUGACAGUAACGGUCCUUCUCUUUGUAUUCUUCUCGCCUGUCACGUCAGAAAGAAGAAUAAGCAACAUUUUCAUAGGAAUAUGGACUCUGUGUAACAUCUGUUAUCUGCUGUUGAUCGUCUCCUCAAGUUCUGACGUCACUCAAGCGGCGGAGGAGACAGCACCAAUAAUCUGCAAGCUGAUCAACGAGGAUUUGGAUCAGGGGCUCAAACAACAAUUGGAGUCGUUUUUGAUGCAGAUAGCAACACAAAAUGUGGUGUUUUCUGCAAGAGACUUUUUCCAGAUCAACAGGCGAAUGUUAACUACAAUGGCUGCCACAGUAACCACCAAUCUGGUAAUCCUGAUUCAAUUUAACACUCAAUCUAAGAACGAUAAUUAA